UGCGAAUCCCGCGGACGGACGUCGUGUCGCGAUAGGUUUCCUUUCUUCUUCUGCUGGAGCCUUCGACCUCUUCCGGUUACAUGAAGACGACGGCGUCGAUACAAAAAAGAGCGAGAAGGAAAACAGGAAAAUACCUUUUCUGGGCGAGAACAGCGGAAACUUCAUGUUAAAAUAGCGAGAUACGUGCGAACGGCUCGCUUAUCCCACGGAACCGCCGAUGCUUGACGUCGAGCUGGUCCGGUCGGGCGCCGUGUGAGCAGCGAGAGAGAUCACACAUAUUCGGAGUUUAUUGUUCUCCGUCUAGCUUGGAAGCUACCCCCCCGUCGCCCUGCGCUACCUAGCCCAAGCUAGCUAACCUAGCCCGAGCUAGCUAACGCCAGCUCCCGCUGGAUGCCAGCGCGGUGCCUGACUUCCUCGCGGAGAAAUUAGCCGACGGCUUGGAAAGGGAACGAGAGGAGAGAGAGGGGGGAGAAAAGGCGCCGUUGGUCCGUUUGUGGUUUCGCAGCGGGACGUCGCGCUCACCUCUUCUAGCUCGCGUGCGUCAGGUCGGGUGAGGAUGGCAACGUCGGCUCUGUACGCCUGUACCAAGUGCAACCAGCGGUACCCGUUCGAGGAGCUGUCGCAGGGCCAGCAGCUGUGCAAGGAGUGCCGCAUCGCACAUCCGAUAGUGAAGUGCACGUUCUGCAGAUCUGAAUUUCAGCAGGAAAGUAAAACUAAUACAAUCUGCAAGAAAUGCGCCCAGAAUGUCAAACAGUUUGGAACACCCAAACCCUGCCAAUACUGUAACAUCAUCGCAGCUUUUAUCGGGACAAAGUGCCAACGUUGUACUAACUCAGAGAAGAAAUAUGGACCUCCGCAGACCUGUGAGCAGUGCAAACAGCAGUGCGCUUUUGACCGUAAGGAGGAGGGCAGGAGAAAGGUGGAUGGGAAACUCUUGUGCUGGCUCUGUACUCUGUCCUAUCGCCGUGUCCUGCAGAAGACCAAGGAGCAGAGGAAGGGCUUCGGCUCCUCCAACUCCUCAUCCCUGAAUGAGAAAGACCACCACUCCAGACCUCACCAUCAUCAUCAUCAUCACCACCAACAGCAGCAGCAGCAGCAGCAACAACAACAACAACACAGACACAGCAGCUCUCAUCACAAACUAAGUGGGAGUUUGAGUCCUGAGCAGGAACAGGGACUGUGGAAGCAGAGCCAUAAAUCGUCUUCAAUCCAGAAGGAGACUCCUAAGAAGAAACCAAAACUGGAGAUGAAGCCAUCCAACGGGGACAGUAGUAGUUCCAUUACCCAGUCGAUGGAUUCUGGCGGAACUGACAACUUCAUUCUCAUCAGCCAGCUGAAAGAGGAAGUGAUGUCGCUGAAGAGACUUCUGCAGCAAAGGGAUCUGACCAUUCUCGAGAAGGACAGAAAGCUGACAGAGAUCAAAGCAGACUUUCAGUACCAGGAAUCCAACAUGAGAGUCAAGAUGAACCAAAUGGAGAAAUCACACAAAGAGUCUAUGGAGCAACAACAGGGCAAGAACAGGGAGUUGAUGAAACAAGUGGCAGCCCUCUCUAAAGGGAAAAAGUUUGACCGGACAGGGAGUUCUCUGCUGUUGCCCUAACAAUAGGCCAAGCGAGGGGUAACGACACAGAGCGGCUUCAUUGUUGUAACACUGUGAAAGUCUCCCUACUGUGUUUUCCUCAUUGCCAUUAACAUUGAUCACUUCUUAGCUGGUGAAGCCAGCGACCAUGUUGUACAUGGAGAUCAAUUGUUGAAUCGAAGGAACCCUUCUCCAAAUGUCAGCAUAUUUUAGAUAUUUAUGACAAAUUCUGCAUAGGAUGGGACUUUGGAUGGAGUGGAGGACGGAGCCCUCGUUUUUAACACUGCCGGGCCAAAACAAAAAAAGCAUGGUUUGCAUAUGUGGAUCGCAUUCUGUCAACUCCAAUGUAUCCACGUACCUUUUAUGGAUGUAAUGCAAUUUAUUUAUUCAACUGUAUUUCUUAGCUUUUUUUAUUUCCUCACAACAUACUAAGAGGAUAUCCCACAUUUGGGGGUUUUCUUCAAUAGCAAUUAGUUCUAUUUUUCUAAAUUUAUGCGAUUGUGGAAAAGAAGUUCUCCUCAAUGGAGAUGCUGCGAAACUUGAUCAUGUAUGCAAACUUGGGACGGGUGACCACUGAGUUGCCGCUCUGCAGUACAGAACCCUCCCAGUAACACUUCAUAAAACAACCAAUGGACACUUCAAACGUCUGUCUAGUGGAGAGACGCCUCUUGGCUGCCCUGUUUCUCACAGUGCGACAGCUGUAGUGCUUUGCUGUUUCUCUUCAGUGGAACAAUUGUAAUACUGCAUGAUUUUACUGCCAGACAACGGGUGGCAAUGUGGUCAAACUUCUUUCCCCCUCUCCCCUUUUAUUAGUUUUUUUUAAGAAUCACAUGUAAAUGUAUUUCUGGGGUCAGCCAUUGUAUUUAAACUAUUGCUUGUAUCUGUUUUAGCGAGUACAGUAUGUGUAUGGUAAGGCCAGUUGAGAUAUACAUGUUUGUAGAAGAUGCUUUUUAAACACACCUAUCACCUUGCAUUAUUGGGCUGGUUUCAUACUGUGGCGUCCAGGAUCACUUUUGUACUUUUUCCAAACCAAGUGUUUUAAACUUAUUAAACUGGCUCAACUGUA
This is a messenger RNA of Gasterosteus aculeatus aculeatus (three-spined stickleback), 2645 nucleotides long. It is a transcript of the gene fam76b, whose product is annotated as family with sequence similarity 76 member B. Gene Ontology annotation, cellular component: nuclear speck. NCBI's taxonomy places the organism in Eukaryota, Metazoa, Chordata, Actinopteri, Perciformes, Gasterosteidae. The record is from RefSeq and is a predicted model, not a curated record.